AUGGAAGGAGCCGAUCGUGUGUACGCAUCCACAUUCAGGCAAAGAAUGGAUGACAUUCUGCAUACAAAUGUCGAGUCAGCACACGACGGAAGCAUCCCACGUGCUUCGCAGCGCAAUUCACCAGAACCUGCACUAGGACCGCAGGAUUCUGCAUUGCAAGUUGGAGGACCAGCGUCCCCAACCCCAUCACUCUUACCCGCCUAUGUUCCCCCCAUCUGGGAAUUCGAUGGACACCAGUUUGAGCAUCUAGAAGAUGCGCUCAGACAGUCCGCUCCUGGAGAGGUUCCGGACCACAUCCGUGAAUGGGUUAUUGUCGCAAUGAAGCUCACGGUCAGUACCGAAGUCACUAAGGUCUACAAUGUGCUCAGAAACAAGAUGUACGAGCACAAGAAAGCCUUCAAGUCGCUGAUCCAAAACAACAAGAAGAUCGGGAAGCUCAAGAAUAGGAUCCUCGCGCAAGAUGCACAUAUGACAGUUUUGAACGAUGAGCUCACGGGAACCCAGGCGGCAAUGCUCGACACAGGCAAAGAAAUGAUGGAAAUCAAGGCAGCUAAUGUCAAGCUGCGACAUGAGCUAGCUUCGCUCAAAGCAAGCGGCAUCACUGUGACACAAGGUCAAACAUCCGGCACAGUCCAAUCACACAAACCCCGCAUCAAAAUUGCUGAGCCUCCACACUACUCGGGCAAAGGAAGUCUGGAGGAUUGGCUCCAACAACUCGGUAUAUGGAUGCGGUGGAAUGAGAUCAAUGACGAUGAGCACAAGAUCACCACGGCCCUGCUACAUUUGGAAGGUGGCGCAUUCACAUACAUGUCUGAAUAUGUGACCAGAGCAGCAGCACGGCAGGCACUUGGCACAUGGGAAGACUUCGUCAACAUUCUCAAAGUGAACUACAGAACCCUCGACCUGGACAAGGAUGCGCAGCAGCAUCUGAAGGAUAUCUGUGGCAAGACGUAUCCCACAAUGGUAUCCUUUGCAGAACAGUUCCGCCAAUGGGCCACUAGGACCAACUUAGGGCACACUGCACUCAUCGGUUACAUCGCUGAACACCGAAGCAAGGACGUACGCCAGGCAAUGGUCACACGAGACAGUCUAGGAAUUUCUGACCCCAUCACAUGGCCAGAAUAUCUCAACCUAUGCCUUCAAUUAGAGUCCAAGUUCAGAGCUGACAAGGCAGGACAAUGCAGAACAGUUACAACAUCAUCAUCAUCAGCACCACGGGCCCCGAAAGACCCCAACGCAAUGGUCGUGGAUCGAGUAUCCACCCUCACCAAGGAACAAGAAGGAUGGCUGGAGAAGAAGCUGUGUGUACGAUGUGGGAAACACCCCUUCGUUUUUAAACAGCGAUGCCCAGACCCCAAGUACAAAGGCAAAUUCAAAAUGCCGAAGCGGGGCCAAGCAACAAGGGCAAUUUCUUCAAACGUGGCCUCAGACAUCUCCAACGACAGCAAGGCGAGAUAUGAAGCAGUCCGUGCUUUCAUCGCCAGCUACAACACGAAGGGAAAGGAAAAGGAGGCAGAACCGGAACCAGCUGUCGAAGCAGCUAGGAUCACGGAGGUAGAAGAUGAUGAGGAUUUUCUUCGGUGGGUUCUCUGA
Molecule: messenger RNA, 1593 nt
Organism: Laetiporus sulphureus 93-53
Lineage: Eukaryota; Fungi; Basidiomycota; Agaricomycetes; Polyporales; Laetiporaceae
Exons: 2
Coding region: 1-1593 (530 amino acids)
Source: RefSeq, a predicted model, not a curated record